GUCCCGGGCUGCCGGGGACCGGCCGGGCGGGUGAGUGACGGCGGCCGCGGCCAAUGCCGGGGAGGCCGGGGCGCUGCCGCCGUGCCUUCCGCCCGAAGCGGGGCCCGGGCGGAGCGGGGAGAGGCGGAAUCGCGGGUUCGAGGCGGAAUCGCGGGUUCGAGGCGGAAUCGCGGGUUCGAGACGGAAUCGCGGGUUCGAGGCACGGCCGCGGUCGCAGCCGCAGCUGCUCUUGGCUCCUCGUCUUCCCGGAGCUGCCUGAAGGCUGCGCAGCUCCAGCGGGCGGCACGAGUCCAGCCCCGCAUGCUGCCCCGCAUCCCGGGAAUGGAUUUGCUGCCGGCUCUAGCACAGCCGUCCGUGCCAAAUAACGCGGUCUUGGCUUCGCCAUCCCUCUUGUUCUGUUGGGAAAUGAAUCUAUGGUUGAGCAUAUCGUGGUUUAAAUAUAUUUGUAGAUUUACAGAAAUGCUAUUGUUUGUAAAGAUAGCUGUAAAAUUGGGUCUGACAUGUUUGGCUGAGUUACACAGCACUGAAGUCGAGAGUGAAAUAAUUUUCUUCAUUUUUUUUAGAGGAACGUUUCAUUUCACCUUUUCUGGGAUGGAGAUUUCUUCUCACCAGUUUCACCUCUUGCAGCAACUAAAUGAGCAGCGCAGGCAGGACUUGUUCUGUGACUGCAACAUCCUGGUGGAGGGCAAAGUCUUCAAAGCCCAUCGCAAUGUGCUGUUUGCCAGCAGCGGCUACUUCAAAAUGCUCCUUUCGCAGAGCUCGAAGGAGACGAGUCAGUCCACGACAGCCACUUUCCAGGCCUUUUCUCCUGACACCUUCACAGUUAUCCUGGAUUUUGUGUAUUCAGGCAAACUGUCUCUCACUGGUCAGAAUGUGAUCGAAGUCAUGUCGGCUGCCAGCUAUCUGCAGAUGACCGAUGUGAUCAGCGUGUGUAAAACCUUCAUCAAGUCGUCGCUGGACAUCAGUGAGAAGGAGAAGGAUCGCUACUUCAGCCUGUCAGACAAAGAUGUCAGCUCCAACGGCGUGGACCGAUCCUGCGUGUACAGCGGAGGGUGGAGGGCAGAGAGCAGCCCCCCGCAUUCCCACUCCAGCCCAGACCCUGGGACUUGUAUGAUGGGCGGCAACACUUGGAGCAAUUUCAACUAUUACCCCAGCUCUCAAAGAAAUGCCCAGCAGCAGCUGUCUAAACACGAGCAGCGGCAGGAUUCCAUCAAGAAAUCCCGGCACCUGGGGCUGCAGCAGCCUUCAGACAUCCCCCACUAUAAAUCCAGCAAGCUGGAGGACAGGGCUGCCGAGCCCGCCGGCCACGCCGCGCCGCCCGAGGAGCAGGUCCACAUCGACACGGAGGUGGAAGCUCCUCACGUGGGCUACCAGUUUGGCCAAGGGGCUGAGGUGAUGCCCAGGGGCUUGGCUGUGUCGCAGCAGGAGCACGAGUCACCCCGCUCCUCCAGCAAAUCCAAAUCCUCCAAAGCUGAGGAGCAGUACGGGAGCAUGCCCUCCAUCCUGGGAGUCAUGGGGAACUGGGCUGAAGAUGACCUGUCCAGGAUGAGGUUCAAGUGUCCAUUCUGCAGCCACGUGGUGAAGAGAAAAGCCGACCUCAAGCGUCACCUUCGCUGUCACACGGGAGAGCGGCCGUACCCCUGCGAGGCGUGUGGCAAGAGAUUCAGCAGGCUGGAUCACCUCAGCAGCCAUUUUCGAACUAUCCACCAGGCGUGCAAGCCCAUCUGCAGGAAGUGCAAGCGCCACGUCACCGAGCUGACGGGCCAGGUGGUGCAGGAGGGCACGCGGCGCUACAGACUGUGCAACGAGUGCCUGGCCGAGGCGGGCAUCGACAGCAUCCGCAUUGACUUGGAGGCGGAGGCGCCUCUGGAGUUCCCGCAGGAUGGGGACAAGGAUUCCAGGUGGCACUACGGGGACGACAACAGAUCCGACGUGGAGAUCGUGGAGGACGGCUCGACCGACUUGGUCAUCCAGCAAGUGGAUGACAGCGAGGAUGAAGCGGAGGAGAAGGAAGUGAAACCAAAUAUUAGGUAGUUGGAAGACGAGGAUUGGGAAUUCCGUGGAAGAGGGAGGAUGUACUGUGGCCAAAUGCCCUCUGCCAGCUGAUCCUACAGAGACAUGUGGUUGAACAGGUCCAGACUUGCAUGUAUUUAUGGACACGUCAUUGAGGCCAUGCUGGUUUGUUAGCAGAACCCCCGUGCGUUGUUUGGUUAAAAAAAAAAUCCAUCCUGAAAUUAUGCAUCAACAAAGAAACUGCAGUAUUAUGUGGAUAAUUUUUAUAGAGGGAAUGGGGCACGUCUCAAAGCCCCUUGCAAGGAGGUCUAAAUACUUUUUAAAAAUCACAGAUUAUUGUAAAUUGCCCAUUUUUCACACUUGUAGAGAGGUGGGGUUUAUAUAUCAUUGGGUUAUAAACGAAGUAUAAAACCCCCCACACCAGACAACCUCUCUUGAGUGUUCAGAAGUGAAGAGAAUCUUCCAUGAAAUUUCAUGAAAUCUUCAUGUUAUGAUAAGGAAAAAGGCAAUUAAUUAAGAAAGAGCAUUUAAAAUGUUUUGGCACUUUUGUCUGGAAAAGGACUUCUGCAAAAUUUAUUAGGAUGAGGUGAAUCUUAAUGCUUAACACAUCAGAGACAAAACAGUUAAAAAUUUGGAUCAUCAAUUGAUGACAGUAGAUGUUUUAGUCUCAAAAUUAGGAUAUCAGACUGGGCUGUUUUAAUAAGCACUAUUAAAUUACUCUUUUUUAAUAUUUUGAGACCUUUCAAAAGUGCCCAGACAUGGUGGGAUUGUUGGGGUGCAGGGCCAGGAGUUGAAUUUGGGUGAUCCUUGUGGGUCCCCUCCAGCUCAGGAUAUUUUCCAGUCUGUACCAGUGAGACCAAGAUGUACUGGAAGUUCUAGACACCAUAUUUGUGUCAUUUCACCCACAAUUAGGCUACAGAGAUGAGUAAUGGUGAGGAAAUUUUACUUUUCUAACAAAAUAAGCUUGGUUUUGCUGCUUAGUGAGAUUCUCUUACCCAGCACUGUCAGCAGGAGAGGAGCAGGAGAUGCUCCUGCUGCUCUGCAUUCCUUGGACACACCUAAGUGUUAUUCCAAUUCUUGGGAUCAUGGAACUCAAUGGCUGUAGAGUUAGAAAAUGAUAUCUAUUUUUUUCUUUUUUACAGCUUUGUAAGCAUGUUUGGCUGAACCCCGGGGUUUCUUACACAACAAUCCCAUAUACAUAUAUACAUAUGUAUAUAUGUAUAUAUACUAUAUAAUCUUUCCCAGGGACAGCUUAAAAGUCACUAUUUUAUUUUUAGUUGUGUAAAAACUGUAUAACUUUCUUGUAUCAUCAUGACCAGAGUGCAGCAUUUUCAUUCCAGGCUGCAGGUGACCAACAAAUGACAACUUGAGAACUUCAUGCUAAAUUCAGUGUAAGCAUUAAGCACCCUCCUCUCCAUGGGAAGCAUCCCAAGAACACAAGAAAUGGUGUUUUAUUGUUCCUACAAAAAUUACAAUUUACUGGCUUAGGUUUGAGGAGGGGUGACUUAAAAAUCUUUGUGAUGACUCAGAUGAAAACAUCUUAAACAAGACUUACAUUUGAUUUUAUGGAUGAUACUUGGUCAGCAGCCUAAAAAUGGACUUGAUGUGAAAACAGACAUUUAAUUUCUUGGAGCUUUUAAACUCCUAAAAUGCCUGUUAUUAAAUGGCUAAGAAAUAUUCAUGAGCAACCUGGAUUUAAUCAAACACACAAGAACAAGAAAUAUUUCAAAGAAUAUGGAGUAACUUUGCUCAAAUUUCAUAGAUGUUUCCCUUUCCCUGUCCAUUAAACAGUUUGACAACAAAUCACAGGUAUCAGUCCCAGGGUAAAAAUGUGUCUGGAAUUGGUCUGUGUUUGUUUGGGGAUGGAUGAAGGGGAGGGGAAAAUAAAAUGUUCUCUGCAGGCCUGAAAUCUUAACUGCCAACUGCAAAGGUCAGACUAUUAAGUGUUUCUUAAUAGUGGGGGUGUUUUUAGAAGCAAAGGGAUUUUUGGAUCAAUACUCAAUUUAAUUAGAGAUCAUAAAUCUAACAAUACUGAGGAGCAGAUGCUUCAGAACGAGAUCUGAAGUGGCUCUAAAUGGGCAAAUGGAACAAUCCCUCCAUAGGAAGACUUUUUAAACACAGGCAGAUUAAUUGUUGAUUUGCUGGGGAAAUAAGGGCUUUUUUCUGGAUUUAUAUGUUGUUAUUCUCAUUAGUAUAGCUAGAUAUCUGUAGUCAUUUUUAAAGUAUAUUAAGCUUGGAGUUUAGCUCAAGGCUGUGAUUCCCACAAGUCAAUGAUGUUUUCCUGUUUUUUAAAAGUUACCAUUUUUACAUUUGUUUCUUAAUUUUGGUCUUUGUUUCCUUCUUUUUGUAUUGCAAGACAAGAUAAAUGUUAAGUGCCUUCUGUUUUCCACGUCCUUCAUUUUACACUCACAUAUUUUCCUUGUUUUUUUUUUUUUUCUCUAAAUGGAAGUAUUUGUUUUCUUUUUGUCUCCUUCCAUUGCCUCUGAUUGUCUUCUUCAUAUUUCUGUGAGGAGCACGUGCCCCUCAUCAACACAAGGAACAUUUCCUUUCCUUUCAAGGAGGAAAGUAAAGACCACAUAGGGAUGUUCCCACUGAAUUUAUUUAUUUCCUUGUAUUUCUUUCAUCUUCAUGUCUUAGGGAUAAGGUUUAGUGCUGGACUUGAUCUUAGGGAGUCUUUCCCAAGAAUUCUGUGAUUAUUUUUUCUUGGUUUGUGUUUACUUUGUACUCACAAAACCACAGUCAAGAGUGAAGACAAAGUUCAUAAUCCUCUGAUUAAUGUCUCUUAACUAUCCUUAUUUUCUGACAAUAUCUUCCCAUCCUUUCAAAGGCUGAAAUACUGAAUUUAAAAAAUCCCUCUCCUCCUUUUCAGGUGUUUCUUACAGAAUUCUCUCUGCCCCUAAAACCCGAUGACUUGUGUGGUGCUUGAUUAGUUCUUUCACAUAAUUUCCUUUUUUUUUUUUUUUGUUUGCCAUUAAAUUACCUAAACAUCUGUAUUUGCUAUCCAAAAAAUGUCACUUGUGCUUAUGUUAAACAGUUGGGUAGCCCCUCUAAAAAAAAAAAAAAAAGACCCCAAAAAUCUCACAGAGGGCUGACUCUGACUGCUACAGGUAUCCUUCCCUUACUCUUGGCUCUGCAGAAUGUUCCAUCUUCCAGGAUUUUGGGAUCCAUCUCAAGUUUUCAAUGAUUACUUAAGGGAAAACUAAACCCACAAAACACUCUGUUGGAUAUAAAAUGAUGGAAUAUACAUUUCUUCCCUGAAGCAUCCGGUCACUGUCAGAGUUAUCCCAUCACAGAUUCACGCCAAUGUCUAAUUUCUUAUAUUUUAAUUACUGUUGCUUGGAGGCAACAAGUACAAAAAGGAAAUAGAAGGAAAAAAAUCUCCAAUUCUGCCCAAAAGAUUGAGUUUUGAAGAAAAGGAUGUUCUAAUCCUGCGGCCCUUGCCUUGCAUAAUUGUUCCAUUAGGUACAAAUUCGUGCCAACAUUGUCUGUUGAGUGAUGGGUAUAAGUUGAUAAGCUACUAAGGAAAGAUAGUAUAAUUUAGUUAAAUUAUACUGUUUAACUUGAAACCUUUCUACAUUGGAGGUGUAACCUUUCAUCCUAUUUAACUCAUGAAAUGCAAAGAGGAGGUUUAUUCGGUGCAUCAAGAAUUUUAAACAGAGCAAGAGCACAGAAGAAGAGAUUUUGUAGGGAAAAUUGGGAGGAGUGGCUGGAAAGAGUCUUCCCUAUAUCUUGGCUUAGCUGCUGGAAUAAAUUAAACACUAUUGAA
Messenger RNA from Lonchura striata (white-rumped munia), 5779 nucleotides. NCBI's taxonomy places the organism in Eukaryota, Metazoa, Chordata, Aves, Passeriformes, Estrildidae. The record is from RefSeq and is a predicted model, not a curated record.